Messenger RNA from Trichoderma virens Gv29-8, 627 nucleotides. RefSeq lists its product as uncharacterized. The record is from RefSeq and is a predicted model, not a curated record. Lineage: Eukaryota; Fungi; Ascomycota; Sordariomycetes; Hypocreales; Hypocreaceae. The transcript has a single exon. Bases 1 to 627 code for a protein of 208 amino acids.
AUGAAUACAUCACCAUCAACAGCUACUGGUGCUGCAGCUAUCACAAGCUGCGCCAACGGCCCCAAAGAUACCUCCCAUCAAACAUCUUUGACCUCCCCCCCUCCAGCCUACACACCACGCACCGCACCAGAUCUUGCUCGACUACAGCAAAUGCGCCAGCAAAUCAUCAUGGGUCGGCCAUCUAUGGCUGAGGCUGUAAUAUCGGCCGUGGCUACCGAAGACGAGGAUGACCAGGAGGAAGAGAGCAUCUCCCCCAUCAGCCUUCGUAUCAAUACCUCCGUCCUCGUCUCCAAGAACAACAACCUCGUGUGUCUCACCGACACGCCGGCCAGCCACGCCAACGCCAUUGCCAGGGCUGUUGUCAAGGCCAUCCAGGAGAACAGCUCUGGCCAGUGCGGUAUCCCCAUGAUUGAUGAGGACGGACGACCUCGUCCUAUCAAGAUUGAGGUUGACGCGGGCAUCACGGUUGAGGGCUCUGGAAAUGUCGUUGGUAACGAGAAUGUUGUGAACCAAGUCCUUCGCCAGCGCGGGCUUACGCGCAAGAGGGGAGCAGACAUUGAUGAUGAGAAUGAUUUGUCCGCUCCGCCAAUGAAGCAGCGUCGUGGGAGCGGCAGCAAUAACCCUUGA